Symbiodinium natans is the source of this 2940-nucleotide messenger RNA. NCBI's taxonomy places the organism in Eukaryota, Dinophyceae, Suessiales, Symbiodiniaceae. The record is from the annotation of a GenBank genome assembly.
AUGGAUGCGGUUAAAUCCAAGUAUCCUGGGAUAGAUUUUGCUGAGGUCUACCAGGACUUUCAGACUGGAAUCCUGGACAACAUUAUCAUGCACACCACGCAACCAGAGGUUGCGGCUCCAGCAUGGUCCUUCGUCCGAAAGUGCGUGGCUGCGGCGAAUCUGAACCAGCAGAACAUGCAUAUCCAAGCUGCUGAGGAAGCUGCUCGAGAGGCAUGCGCGGUCUUCAAGCGAAAAGAAUCUCAGAAGGAUGAUGUGGGCGCCCUGCUCCUAGCAGGCAUGCAGGCGUACAAAGCCGAUUUGAAAGCUUACUUCUUGAAGAUGAAAGCACUCAUGGAACGGCGUGAUGCGGACAUGACGCAGUUGACCGCUAGAAAGCUCGAUGGCCUCCAGCAGGCGCUAUCUCGGCAGAAGGGCAGCAUCCUCUCUGCAGUGCCAAGCUCCAGCGUGGCGACGCUGGGGUCUUCUGAAGGUGACUCCGUUUGCGUUGUGGUUACAUCUGCCGCAACACGGGAUCUCACGGUGGAUCUCUUGACAAGCCUGGUGGCUGCCUCGGAGCCCAAGGGCUGUGUUGUGGUUUGCUUACCUCCGGCAUGGCAUCCCGAAGCUCGGAAGGCAGAACUCAUCAUCGCGGAAACAAUGAUGAAGACCGCAGCAACCAAGCUGCCGCUGCAGUUGAAGCAGCUUGGCGCCCUCUCCUCCGCCGUAGUGUUAUUGAACCACGAGAAGCAAGAUGUUGCAGAACAAGCUUCAGAGCUGCUAAAAAUGUUGCUUUCCUCCACAGCCAUGAGAACGGGGGCUCUGAACCUAACUGCUGCGGAGGAGGAGAAGCAAGUCCUUGAGCUUCUCGAGGGCUUGAAUGUUUUGCGUGCCGGGAAGAUGUUGGCGGUGCUGGACAUGCGGGGGCGUUUUGCUCUCAAUUUGGCCCGGCUUUUGCUGCCAGCUCCCCUCAAGUGCAUAUCUGACAACGCAGACUUGCGGAACAGCUUGGAGGCGCUGGAAAAAUCGAAGUUGCAGAAACGCAUCCUCAUCAAAACGGACAGCGACUUUGCGCUGGACACGAUUGCUGCCCAGCUGCCCACCACUCCAGAAGUGCCGGAAAUCCUUGCGGCAAUGGCUGUGUCCACCGGCAAGGCAGAUUACCAGAACCACAUUAUCCUCGAAGCUAGCAACGCCAAGCCCAGCAGCGCCGGGCAAACCAGCAGCUCGGAGAUGAGUCCCAACAUGUUCCUGCCCGCAUGCCUGGCCCAGAGCCAGGCAUGCAUCCGGCAUGACGUUUGCCUGGCCAACAGCCUGGCGGGGCUGGAGGGGCUGGAGGGGCUGGAGGGCCUGGCUGGAAAGGCAGGGCUGGAGAGGGCUGGGGCUGGAGGGGGCUGGGGCUGGAGGGGGCUGGAGGGGCUGGAGAGGGCUGGAGAGGGCUGGUGCUGGAGGGGCGGGCUGGAGGGGCUGGAGGGGGUGGAGGGGCUGGAGGGGCUGGAGGGGCUGGAGGGAGGCUUGGAGGUGGGGCUGGGUGGGCGCUGGCAACUUCUGAGCGACGACAGUGCUCCAGCAGAGGAUGUAGUCACCAUCAUCCACCCACAGCUGGACGGGAUUGGACGUGCGAAGCGUUACGCCUUGACAGCAUCUUGCUCAGACUUAUGGCCGUUCCUGAGGUCAUCCAUCCCUGAGGAGGGCUUCCAGCAGAAAGUAGGGAGCAACGUGGACCUUCUUCGAGAGGAUGGCGAUGUCUUCGCCAAGUUUGUUUGUACUUCCGCUGUUGACGAGGGUGAUGAACUCCUUUGGCCGAGUGCUCCCAAGCCAAAGCCUGUGAAAGCCGGCAUGCCAAAAGCAAAAGCAGCCGCCAAAGCCAAGUCUACAGCAGCCAAGCCAGCAGCCCAGGCAGCAGCCCAGCCAGCAGCCCAGCCGGUGUCACCGGCACAAGCUGCGGGGGAAGUAGAUCCGAGGGGGGUAGAUGAGCAGGCCAGGCAGCUCCGGAAAAGACCCUGCUUGCAAUCGGAGGCGAUGCGUCCUGGGAAACAGACGAAGCAGGACCAUGCAAGAGGAGAAGAGGAGACCGCCUCGGACCUUGAAGCUGAGCUGAAGGAGUUCUUCAUGGAGGGGGUCGGAGGGGAAGCUUCUGUGCCAGGGAUGGGGGGGUUAGACCUAUGCGAUGAAGAGCGCCGGGAUCUGAUCAUGCAGGACGACAUGGCCACAGAAUCCAAGGAAGAAAAGCCCCCUCUUGAUGAUGUGUCUCAGAGUGCUGAUGUCAUUCGGGAGACAAGCGGGUGGAAGUUGUUGAAGACGACCAAUGUGAACGGCGAAGGCGGCCUCAUGCUCAAAAGCUGCUCGCGGAGAAAGCGCCUCUCUGCAGGAGAGAUGAUGUACUACCUGCAGGCAGACAGUGGAACCUUCUCUGCUGGGAGCCUCGGGCUGCAACGCCCGCCACUCCCCAAGUUUCACCAUAACACGGCCCAUCCCUUCGCCCACCACCUCCACACCAGCCUACCCCCAACCUUCCCACUGCACUCCCCACUGCAGCCGCCCAAAGUAAGGACAGAGGGCCGUGAAGAUGACAACAGCAUUCUUACUUGGAACCCGGACAAGGGGACAAAGGUAUUCUACGCUGGCAGGGUGCAGAAGCUUUCCGAUGUGAUCAAGCAAUUUGUGGAGGUGCCGGUUGUCUCAAUCGACUACUCAAGCUACAAGAACGGUAGCUUCAAGGCAAAAGACAAGGAAACAGCGAAUGCCGUGUGGGAGCCGCAGCAGUCAGACCGCCAUCUGGUAGAGCUCUUUGCUGCCCUUGGCGGGGUGGAAGCCUUCUUUGAAGUUGCCGCCCAGGACCUGUCAAAUUCAGAUUUGGCCUUGGAAAACAAGGGCAAGAAGAAGAAACUCCAUGCCGGGAAACGCCUCACGCUGACUGGUGUCCGCUUUGUUUCUGUGAAGUGUGUCACCAUGACGUUGUAG